AUGGGCGCAUGCCGGCUUGGCCACCUGUCGAUCGUGAACACUCUUUUGGCUGCCGGCGCCGAUGUCACCAUUCAAACUAAUAGCGGCGUCUCCGCGCUCAACAAAGCCGUUUGUAAUGGCCACAUUGACGUCAUUGGAGCCCUUUUCAGACAUGGGGCGGAUGUGAACGCUUGUGACGAUGAUGGUUGCACCCCACUUCACGUUGCUGCUCAAGAGGACCAGGCAGGAGCGAUUGAUGCGCUGAUGCAGGCAGGGGCCAACAUCGAGUGCUCCAGCGAGGGCGGUUCAUUGGCGCCCCUGUUCUUUGCGAUCAACCACUGCAGCCUCAAAAGCCAUGCAUACUCUCAUCCUGCCGCACGGCGCGUCCUUUACGGUGCAGGACACGGGCGGAAACACGCCGUUGCAUCGGGCGUGCUACUAUUACGUCGAAUACCGCCAAAAAAAUUGCUUCCGGCAGCCCUCCGGCGGUCCUCCGGGGGCCCCUACGCGGCGGGCGCCCUCCCGGAGGACCCUCCCGGGGGGGCCCUGUGCGGGGGGCGCCCUCCCGGGGGGCCCCUGCGGGGGGCUGGCUGCCGCAACACGCCUUCCGCGUCUUGUUGCGGCAAACUGCGGUUGCCGCACUUCAGGCCUGCGGCUUAA
Ectocarpus siliculosus is the source of this 639-nucleotide messenger RNA. The record is from the annotation of a GenBank genome assembly. NCBI's taxonomy places the organism in Eukaryota, Phaeophyceae, Ectocarpales, Ectocarpaceae.